UAAGCGGGGAGAAUGUGGCCGCCAUUUUGUGUGCGAGUUCGCUUCCGCGGAAGGCGAGCGCGGCAGCGGUGGGAGGCGAAGAGAGGAGCUGAGCGGGCUGCGCUUUAGCGAGCUGGGACUUAUACCCUAGAAGCCAGUGUGCCGAGAAUCCGAUGUUGGGCUCGGCUUCGUGGCUGAAAACAGCAAAUCGGCCCAUGAGAACUACCAUUCCUAGCCAAAGGAAGGGGUCCAGCAGGAGUCAGUAUCUAUUCCUUCAGGUCUGGCAGCAGGAAAUAGAACAGGAGGUGGAGACUGUGGAAUCUGAAGAGAGAACUGAAAGGUGACACUUAAGUUGAAGAUGGGGGGUGGAGAAAGAUUCAACAUUCCAUCUACCCAGCCCAGAAAUACUUCAAAGAACCACCAACAACUGAACAACAGGAAAAAAAGCAAAGAUCAGAAUUCGCAGAUAAAGAAAAUCCACAAAAAAGAGAGGGGACUUGGAUGCAGCCCAUCAUCUGUAGCAUGGCAGGCCAUGCAGAAUGGGGGGAAGAAUACAAUGCACUUCCCAACUAACCAGACUUGGAGUCCAGCUUUAUCCCACUCCCUCUUCAUGCCUCAAACCAAUGAAAAUUAUGCUGGAGCUAAAUUCAGUGAGCCACCAUCGCCCAGUGUUCUUCCUAAACCACCAAGCCACUGGGUAACUGUUUCACUUGACCCUGCUGAUAAAGAAAUCAUGACUUUUCAACUUAAGACCUUGCUUAAAGUAGAGGCUUGAGAUACAAUCCAUGAAUACAUUGGGAUAAAAGAUACAGUACAUGUUAUCAUUUCAAAUUCCAUGAGGUUGGUCUGCAUUGGAUUCCCAGAUGGAAACCAAGGCACAUCUUAUGGAAUUAAUGAAAUGUGUAAUAGAAGUUGGUCAGUUUUUUAUGCCUUGGGGAAUCCCCACUUGGAAACACCCGUUUUGGCAUUUUGUGCACUGGUUAACACUCACCUAUUUUGGGGUUCUGUGCACUUUUAUCAACUUCUGUGCUACUGAUGCACCAUUGUAAACAAUAUGUAGUCUGAACCAACUCCUGGUGCUUGAUGGAGCAUGUAGUGGGGGGAAUUAAAAUUUAACACCAGCUGACCAAAUUUACAACCACUGCAAUGCAAAGUAACUGCAAAAUAUCACUGAUUUCCCCCACAUACUGUGAAAUGUUAGUAACUUUCUGCCUAGAGUUCCUAAUUAAAAAAAAACACAAACACCUAAAAUUGUUUUAAGAAAGCCAUUUAGAUUGUGGUGGGUUUAGUUUACGAGAC
This is a messenger RNA of Zootoca vivipara (common lizard), 1278 nucleotides long. The record is from RefSeq and is a predicted model, not a curated record. NCBI's taxonomy places the organism in Eukaryota, Metazoa, Chordata, Lepidosauria, Squamata, Lacertidae.